Messenger RNA from Ctenopharyngodon idella (grass carp), 9601 nucleotides. It is a transcript of the gene gigyf1a, whose product is annotated as GRB10 interacting GYF protein 1a. Gene Ontology annotation, molecular function: protein binding. Bases 1625 to 4693 code for a protein of 1022 amino acids. The transcript has 26 exons. Gene Ontology annotation, biological process: insulin-like growth factor receptor signaling pathway. NCBI's taxonomy places the organism in Eukaryota, Metazoa, Chordata, Actinopteri, Cypriniformes, Xenocyprididae. The record is from RefSeq and is a predicted model, not a curated record.
UAUUUUAUACGAAGGUCAAAUUAAGAAAAUGUGUAAAAAAACUUUCACCAUGCCUUUAUUAUUUUUAAAUGCCAUGUAUACGUAUUUAUUGUUUUACCCUAGUGCCAGACUUUUCCUGACUUCUUAAUUCUUAAACCCAGAACUUAAAAUGUGAAAAAAAAGGCCUACAUUAUUGUAUUUGUUUGUUGUGUAAAUUAUUGAAAUUUUGUUUAAGUGAGCUUGAUAUGUAUGGAAUAUAAGACAUCUAUGUGAAGUGAAGAAAUUAUAUAAAAGGUCAAUUUAAUUGUGUGUAUUUUGGGUACAUAAUAUUCUAGCUAUUAAAUUAGUCUUGGCAAAAAAAAAAAAAAAAAAGAAAAAAAAAGAAUUUAAAUUAAAAAAAGGUUUAAAAUGACUUUUACACCACAGAAUGAUAUUAAACACGUUAAAUGAUUGCACAAUACAAUUUGAAAUGUGACGGGAAUGUUCAUGACGUUUCGUUAAAAAAAAUGACAGAAUUGUCCAUUGUUCGUAGACAAGUUAAAACAAUAAAAGCUUGAAUUAGGCCUACAUGACAGGAUUAUAUUUGAAGAAACACCCUACUACUACUGCUACUAGUUAUUAUUAUGAGUAGUAGUAUUACAGUUUUAGUAUGUGUAGGCCUAUUUACUUAUUUGUGUGUUUGUUUAUUUAUUUAUUCGGUCUAAUCAUUUUAGUAGCGUAAUUAUUGUGACUUUUAUUUUGAACAAAUGCAUUUCCUGUAGCCUAGUCAUUUCAAGUCUCUCGUUAGGGGUCGCUAUCUUCACGCUCCUCUGAAAGCAACUCUACACUCUGAUCACGUGGUAUGACCGAGUAGGACGGCCAUCUUCCCUAAAACACAAACAACAAGAGCGUACUAGACAUCAACACGCAACGACCAUUGGAGAGGGAGAGAGUAAAAAACAGUAAAAACGGAACACGAUUCUCGAGGAGGAGCACAGAACACAAACAACUGCACAUGCAUCCAAAGUGAAGAUCGUAGAGUUUGACGGGGCGACUGGACAGUAAAAAUCGCAUCGACAGCUCCAGAAAUACGAUAAAGGAGGGAGAGGGAUUGUCGGCGUGAGGAGAGGGUCACCAGCUGGGACCUGGUCCACACAGCAUUGCCAGUACAACAGGAAGAGUUAGAGAGACACACACAGAUAGAGAAAGAGAGAAGCUUAUUGGGGUCAUAACUGCUUCUGGCAGCUGUAUUAUCAACAAGUUAGUCUCUUUUUUUUGUUUGUUCGUCUGUUUAGUUUCCCUGCAGUCAGUCGACUUUAGACGUCAGUAUCAAAACUCUGCAGUUAUUGCAGUCCUACAGGUAUUACUAAUUUUAGAGGGUUUUCGUUUAUUUUUUUGUUGUCCAUUUGUUUUUAUUUUUGUUUUCAUCCGCUGUGAACAAGAGAGCUCUUACCAUCUCUGACCUUUUGUAUUUCUGUUACUCUGAGCACACACAUCUUGAAUAAGGCAGCUAAAACCCUUCUCUCUUAAGUUGGCUACUCUGAAACACACAAAAACACACGCACACACACACCUUUCAGCCCUCUCACCCAGACUUGGUCCAGCCUAGUCUUGCCUGCGCCACUCCCCUGGACAGGACUUUCACCUCUGAGAAGGAAGGAAGAAUAUGACUGCUGAAACACUUAACUUUGGCCCAGAAUGGCUUCGAGCACUUUCCAGUGGAGGCAGUGUGUCUUCCCCUCCUGCCUCUCCUGCUAUGCCAAAGUACAAGUUGGCCGAGUACCGUUACGGCCGAGAGGAGAUGUUAGCACUUUAUGUCAAAGACAACAAGGUCCCUGAAGAAAUGCAGGAUAAGGAGUUUGCUGCUAUUCUGCAGGAUGAGCCUCAACAGCCACUAGCACUGUUGCCUCUCACUGAAGAGGAGCAGAGGAACUUCUCCAUGUCUGUCAACAGUGUGGCUGUGCUGAGGCUUAUGGGUAAAGGGGGUGGAGCCGUCCCGGCUGGGGUGAAUCGAGGCAGAGGCAGCGUGCGAGGUGGUCGAGGUCGAGGAAGAGGAGAGGGCGGAUUCUACCAAAGAAGCAGUGAGGAAGGAGAGGGUGGUUUUGGUCGCAGCGUUCGAGAGAUCCAUCGCAGCCAGAGCUGGGAUGACAGAAGUGAGAGGCGUUUUGAGAAACCUCUGCGGAGGGAUGGUGUGCGGCUGGGUUUUGAGGAAGGAUGUCCAGGUGGCAGAAAGGAGUUCAUGCGCUCUGAUAGUGACAACUGGCGCACGCUGAGAGAAGAACAGGAGGAGGAGGAAGCAGGAGAGACUGGUGGCAGCUGGAGAAUCACUGGCUCACGAAGAGAAGAUGGUGGCCCUCGCUCGGCUGGUUGGCGGGAACACACUGGUCCAGGUGAAGUUCGCCGCAGGAAGUUUGAUUUCGACUUCCGGGAUGGAGGGAGUGAGGGAGGCAGAAGGAGAGCAGGCAGCGAUGGAGCAGAAGAGGAAAGAGACGGUCUGCCAGAGUGGUGCACAGAUGAGGAAGACGGAGAAAUGGGAACCUUUGAUUCUUCUGGAGCAUUUAUGUCAGUUAAGAAGGGCCCGAAAGACCCCAUUCCAGAAGAGGAGUUUGAGUUCCAGGGGUUGGAGGAUGAGGAAGAGAACUGUGCUAAUCAAGAGAAGAACGGCACUGGUGCUGAGAAAAGCGAGAAAGAUGUCAUUGACUCUGCUCCAGUGUCUGAAACUGAAGUGAAACCAGUUUCUCCUUCCCCUCCUCCUCCUCUCCCUCCCUCUCUUCCUGCUCCUGUCCUUGAGGCUGUGCCCUCUGCUGCCCCCUCUGGCUUGGAGGAGCCUCAGCUUGUCCCCUCCAUUCCCAACAAAUUACCAAGUGAAGUGUUAUCAGAGGCCAUGUUAGAUUUGAGCCCCAGUGCCUCCUCCAGUCUGCCUUCAUCGCCUCCCUCCUCGUCCUCUGCUGCUACUGACCUCCCACCACCGGGGGGUGAUAUUGAGGAUGACGAGGGCAUGAAGCACCUGCAACAGGAGGCAGAGAAGAUGGUGGCAGCGCUCCAGGACACAUCUCUAGAGGAAGAGUGCUUCACCCAGACUCUUCAGGAGAGCAGAAACACAGCCUCUGCUCUUCCUCUCUCCCAUGACUCUGCCAUGAAAUGGUUUUACAAAGACCCGCAAGGAGAGAUUCAGGGUCCGUUCAGUACAGUGGAAAUGUGUGAAUGGUUUCAGGCGGGGUAUUUCGCCAUGAACCUGCUUGUUAAACGUGGUUGUGAUGAGGGAUUUCAGCCGCUGGGGGAAGUCAUUAAGAUGUGGGGGCGUGUGCCUUUUGCCCCUGGCCCCUCCCCUCCGCCCCUCCUGGUGAGGAAUCAAGCCCAUCUUCGCCCUCAACCACCCCGGGGGGCAAUCGGUAAUAUGGAUCAGGAGCGGCUAAAGAAGCAGCAGGAAUUAGCUGCUGCCACGGCUCUUUACCAGCAGCAACAGCAGCUGUUUCAGCUCAUCAACAGGUGUGGAGAGCAGGGUAUGAUGCCUUCGUUAAACAGGUCGAUGUCAGUGCCAGAUACAGGGUCCAUGUGGGACAUGCAUACCUCAGCCUCACAGCCAGCAGGCGGUGAGGCCAGUCUAUGGGACUUAAUGAAUUCUUCAACUCAGGGUCCAAUUCUAGAACAGCUUCAGAAGCUACAUGAGAGAAGAGAAGCUGAACUCAGGGCCAAGCGUGAGGAAGAGGAAAGGAAACGGAGGGAUGAAAAAAGGCGAGAAGAGCAGAAAAGGAGAGAGGAGGAGGAGCUUUACAGGCGCAAGCAGCAGCAGGAUUUGCUGAUGAAGUUGCUCCAGCAGGCUCCGCGUCAGGGUUCCUCAGGCUCCGGGUCGGGCUGGAGUGGAGGACCCAUCCCUGGGCUGGGAAAGCAGACCAAGCCCCACAACCUCCUGGACAUCCAGCAGGAGGCUGAAAGAAUGCACAAACAACAGCACAGAGUCCAGCAACAGCAGAGGUGGAGUGAUGCCUCUUCGUUGUGGGGAGCAGCCGGGUCUUUGGAUGGAAAGGUGGGUGGUGGUGGCAGCCCCUCGGGAGGAGGGAUGGGCGUCUGGGACGAGGCCCUCAAGAACCAGAGCGCUCUUCGCAACAACAUGGGGCUGAAGAACAGCCGCAGCAGUCCCUCAUUGAGUGAGCAGUACAUGAUGAGGGGCCGUAAACGCACUGAGGAGGAGGAGCGGCUGUUGAAACUCCUGCAGGGGAUGAAGUCUCAGGAUGGCUUCACCACCUGGUGUGAACAGAUGCUGCAUGCGCUCAACACCUCCGCCAAUAACUCUUCCUCUUCCCAGGAUGUGCCCACCAUUGUGGCGUACCUGAAGGAGGUGGAGUCUCCGUAUGAGGUGUUGAACUUUAUCUGCUCCUAUCUGGGCGACACUGUUGAAGCCAAAGAGUUCGCCAGACAGUUCCUGGAGCGCCGUGCCAAACAGAAAGCUAACCACCAGAGACAGCAGCAGCAGCUCUCCAAAGAGAUGGCUGGACUUAGCAUGAACAACUUCCCUCUCCAGGAUACUGUACGAGGAAUGAACCCCAGUGCCCUGCAGUCUAUGUUCCAGGCAGUGCAUUCUGGGAAGGGGGGUGUGGUCUAUGAUCAGGCAGCAAAGCUGAAGAAGAAACAGCCCAUGAUGCUGCACUCUGACCCAAGCAUCUUAGGGUAUUCAUUCCAUGGUGGCCCUGAUCGGUAUGGUCUAAACGAGAUGGAGAUGGUCGAGGAUUACUGAAUCCACAGCAAUAGCUACACGAGGCCUUUAAACCCGCGGGUCCACCUAAUCAGACUCCGCAAGUCGAAUGUGCACUGCUUUGAGGGGGAGGGGAUUGGGGAUAAGCCAGGAGUAAGGUAUCAGUUUAGGGGCGGGUGGGUUUUGCUCUGGGAAUAGAAGAAUGUAAUUCAACAGGGAAGGGAACAGGUGUGAAUUUAUUUUUGUGUGUGUGUGUUUUGGGGACGGGGGGGGGGGUGAUAAAGUUCUGGCACUUACAGCAUUAAGCACCUUACACUCAGACUAAUGCACUUUAUUAAGAUGUAAUUUGAAUAGUUGUUUUUUUUUUUCUUUCUUUUUUUUCUUUCUUUUUUGAGACGAUUGACAUGUAUAUUUAUGUGGUAUGGCUUCAGAAAUAUUACCACAUACAUAUACUGUGUGUGUGUGUGUGUGUGUGUGUGUUGAAUCAGAACUGGAGUUUGUGCUGGGAGGAAACGGUGGCGAUUGGGGGACCAUUGCGUGUUUCAGUUCAGACAUUAUCAGAAAAACAAAUCCUCUCUUUAAAGACAAACACUGUUGUUUCAUUUUUUUUAUAUACAUAUAUAUAAAGUUUCUAUAAAAAAUGUAAAGCUAUUAUAAAAAAAAACUUUGAUUAUAAAACUUGAAGAUUUGCACUCACAUAAAAUGCAAGUUAAAAAGAUAAAAAAAAAAAUGUGUUAGAUAUAAUAGAGAUGAAUAUUUUUGUGAUUGUGUGCCUGUGUGUGUAUGUGUCUAUACACGCAUGUUUGUUUGAGACUGAAUGAGUGUGUUUUGUGUGGGCGCGCGUUUAAAACAUACCAGUCUGCACAAUGUAUUUUUUUUAAUCGCUUACUUAGACGUAUGAUCAAAAGAGGCCAUUUCGUCAUUUGGAGUGAAUUUUUUUUUGUAUUUUAUGAACCGAAUGUGUGAAUGUGAACGCUUGUGUACAGGAGGAACUGUGUAUUACUCCUCUUGUAAAUGUGCAGUAUGUGAGCGAAUGAAUGAAUUAAUUAAUGAAAGAAAGGCAGAGAGAGGGGGGCAACGGCACAACACAUCCUCUUUCACCAGCCCUUCAUUCCCCAACAAAGAAAGACCUCUAGAUUCAAACACAAAAGCUUUAGCCCAUUUUACGCCAACCAGCACUCUUUAGUUUUCGUGGCGGGGAUCGCAAGGGACGUCUUUUCCUGCCUCCGCUGCCUCAUUUUUGCCUCUGUGAGGUUUAAGAACACGUCAUUAGUUUUGUCAUCAUCGUUUUGUUUGUGUGUUGUUGUUGAGCUCAAUUCAAUCUUGUAUACUUUUAGGAAAUGGUUACUUGUGGUACGUACGUUGCGUGUGUGAGUGUGUGUAUUUGUUAUUUUCUGUCCCCACAUCUGUGCCUAAGAACUAAAGGGCGAAUGAUUAGACUUCAUUGCUGCCAUUAAGACAUUAUUUUUUUAGCAAAUGGGCGUGGUUUCACAAGGCUCCACCCCCACAUGCCUCCCAUGCUUCUGAACCAAGAGCCUCUCUGUACAGUUCUGUUGUAGCCUGGGGAUGCUUGGAUGAAAGAAAUGUUUAAUAUUUGGAGGAUGUGACCUAACAUUGCCUUUCUGUCCACUCUCUUGUUCAUGAGUGACUGAGGUUCUGACUAUUUUUGGCUAAAAAAACAAACCACAACAACGACAAAAAAAAAAAAAAAAAAAAAUGAUCGCAACAAACUGUGCAAGUGCACUCAGCAGUGCACACAAAAUGUUUGAAUAUUUUGUUACUUGUUCAUUGUUGUUGUCAAUGACAAUGAUGGUGAUUUAUUUUUUUCUUUUAAUGUUAUAUAUGAUUAUAUAUGAAUCUGAAUAUAAACAAAGUAUUGGACUACAAGGAAGAGCACUUGGGGCUGCUACUUUUUUCUUCAUUUUGAAAAAUUUCCUUGGAUUUUUUUUAGUUGCCACCAUGUGAAGUGCUUUUGUGUACUUUUUUCUUUCCUUCUUAAAAAAAAAAGUUGAAUGUAUUCCAAAAAUGUAACGGUGUAGAUGGAGUUGCUCAACACAGGAUAUUAAAGCGUAAUCAGCAGGACAUCAAGAGGAGCGUAAUUGAAAGUCGUUUUUGUCCGUCAAGAGUUCUUGAUGGAAAUACGUUCAAGAUGGCUACCGCAAAAACACACUGCCUCUACAAUCCUGUUCAUAUAAACUUUGACUAUGAAAAUGAGAACUUAAAAGAUAUUCUAUUCCAUACUGGAGUUUUGGUUGUUUACAAACCACACAGACAUUUGUGGGUGCUUUUUUUUUUCCUUCAUUUUUGUGGUGAUUGAAUAUGCGAUUCUGCAGUUGAGAAUCGUUUUGUUGGAGGGGACUUCAAUGGCAUGACGUCAGACCCUUCCUUUGCAUGUGGAUUUGAGCGAAGCCUAUAUAACUCGCUGACUGAAACAAACUUGGAUUGCUGGAACACAAGUAAUGGAAUUACAUCAAAGAUUUCUUCAUGUACCUUUAUCUUAUGGACAGGGUGUGUUUUUAAGAAUCAUAAAGGCGACCAUAUUUUGUUUACGGGACUUCUUAUGUUCUUUUGUUUACUAAUCUCUCUUUGUAAUGAAAUCAAAAUGAUCAUCAAGACAGAAGAAAUGCUUUAUGUACCUGGAAAGAAGGCAAAAAUCAUACAGCACAGAUGACCUCUUGGUACUUUGAGAUGCAUAUAUUGAAUGCUUUAACAUUUUUCCCCUUCCCCCAAUCAUUUUUAUGUCUUGUGGAUAAUUUUGGAUGGACAUAUCUAUGAUGGACGUUGAUGAGAACAACAACAAAAGAACAUAUGUAUGACCUCAGAUCUGCCAGAUAAUUCCUUGGACAGUGUGAACGUGCUCAUAAUUUUUGUAUUUUUGGACGUGGUGUCAUGGCCAUCAUCUUCAUACAGAUAAAGGGACUAGCACUGCCCUGAUACCCUCACUAUGCACUUUUCAUUUGCUCGAAACUGUGAGGAACUUUCACUUGGGCGUGGAGAGCAGAGGCAGAGAACGUCCACUUUCUGUCAGCAGAUGGGCGCUUUGAGAGGUUUUGACGCCCUAGCAUGAGAGUCAUUCUCCUUAUGGUGGUUGUUUCUCAGUCUUUUUGAGAACGACACCACACAAGCUUUACCGUAGAAGGAUAAGGGAAGUUUUAGACACAUUGGGACUUGUGGGGAAAUCCUUGAAAAUUUCCCAUAGAGGAUUUUCACUGAACAAUGUUGAUAUUUAAGACUAUACGAACAGUCUCCAAACUUGGUUACAUUGUGGAGAUUCAGAACAUAUUUACUCAACAGUGUUCUCCGUUAUGUAAAAAGGUCCAGGGUGCUUUUUUUUUUUUUUUUUUUUUUUUUUUUGUGGACUGGAAUUGAUUAUUUCAUUGAUGACUGAAAAGGCUUUUUUUAAAGACUGGAGGACAGCUUUUUUUUUUUUUUUUUGUAUUGGAGAUAAAUAACUAAUAAGCUCCAUCAGCUCUACAACCACCUGCUGACUGCAUGGCUGAAGUUCACCUUUGGCUUGAAGUGGUUACGGCUCUACAAGACCAUUUUUUUGAUCUUUGCUGUUCCAGUUUUUCAGAUGGAGAUGGAGGCUCUCCACUGCUUCGUAUUCAUCUCCAUCUCCUCUUUAAUUUCCCAUCAUCAGCCUUCAGAGGAAGAUCCCAAGGUUGGAGAUUCCAAACAGCACAUGAAAUCAUGACUGUAUGACAAGAACUUAAAACCAGGAGGAAGAGGAGGAAUGAUGAACUCAUGGCACCAUAUUCGGACUACUAAGAGGAACAUGUUUCCUUGCCAGGAGGAGGGAGUGAACUGUGAAUGCUGGAACAGCCGAACUGAGAUCUCGAACCUGCACAGAAUAGUUCUCCUCAAGUGCAGCCAGAGUUAACAUUACAAACACAACACACACAUGAAUAAUAACUGAAAUACACCUGCAUACACAUUCAUUAAAAAAUGAAUUAUCGAUUACACAAACGUUCUCUGACAUGGCUUAACACAGUCCCACUACACUUCGGUCUGGCUGCCGUGUAAAUAAUGUAUAUAACCCUUUUCCCUUUCUCUGUUGGGUUUUCAGGUUUGUGUGAAUUUUUUUUUUUUUUUUUUUUUUUCUAUUUUUUUUCUUCCUUUUAUGACAUGCCUUAACAGUUCAGUUCUGCCUAUUAAGGCACACUUAAGAUGAGUAAAAUAAAAAAAAAAAAGAAGGAAAAAAAGUGAGACUAGCUCUGUGACAUAAUAGCGUGUGAUUUUAUUUAAGGAACCCUGAAAUGAUUUAUAACAUUACAAAUGAUCCCCACAAAAGACGUGUAAUUGAUGAAUUGGUGUAACUGGGCAAGUUUUUCUAAAGAUGCAACCUGAUUUGCAUUUUCAAAAUGAGAGGCAAAAACUGUUUCCAGGUCAAGAUUUAGUAUGCUUAACAUAAAAAAUGCCUUUUCAUCUUUGAUCUCAGAAAUAGAAGUGGGUGUUCAGAAAUACUAACACAUGCUUGAGCUAAAGAUGAGAAAGGAUGUGAUUUGUACGGCAUUGCCCUCUUAAGAUGAUUAUGUAAAGUUGCAGGUCAGAUUAAACUAGAGAUGCCUAAUGUCUUUACUGGUAUGCAAAAAUACAUGUUUUAAAAAAUUAAUGAUAAUACAAAUACAUGUUUGUCAUAUCUAUUGAUUCAUUGUGUGAAAAGCAACAAUACUGUGUUGACGCUGUCACAGAGCCGUGUGUUCAUUUUAAAGUGAUCAACUGAAUAAUAAUAAUUCAAAUUCAAAAUCAGCAAUGCAUAAUGAGAUCUUAUACGUCUAUAGUCAUACUUAUCAGACAUGUCUGAGUUGGAUGUCUUGAAAUUUCCAGAGAUGCAACCAUUUAAAAAAGGUCAUAAACCAUUUUGACAAUAAUGUUUGAAUAUACAUUAUGUGAAUAGUUUUUGGGGUUUCUGGUUUGUUUGAAGAAAAUUAAUAAAUACUUCUGAAUGAA